Molecule: messenger RNA, 1692 nt
Organism: Phragmites australis (common reed)
Lineage: Eukaryota; Viridiplantae; Streptophyta; Magnoliopsida; Poales; Poaceae
Product: protein BIIDXI-like
Exons: 4
Coding region: 184-1389 (401 amino acids)
Cellular component (GO): plasma membrane
Source: RefSeq, a predicted model, not a curated record
GCAGGCAGAGCCGCGGAGAGCUGCCUCCAAUCAGGCGCGGACGCGGUUCGGCUCGGCAGCGCCCAGCACAGUGCCCUCCUGUCUCCUACCUCUCCACUACCCACACUCCCACUUCCCACUCCGGCUGCUGCUAGAGGGGAGGACCUGAGCUCGGGAGCGCCGAGGUGUUGAGGGGGCUGGGAGAUGGAGCAAGAUUCGGCGAGGAGGAGGCUCGCAUUGCUGGCGCUGUGCUCGGCGCUGCUUCUUCUGGCGGCGCCCGCUCGCCCGGCCUCGGCCGCCGCGUUGGAGGAUGGUCUGCUCAGCAAUGGUGACUUUGAGACAGAGCCAGCCGGUGGUUUUGUCAAAUCUGCUUCUGUUGCUGAGGGUGCAUCAUCAAUCCCCAGUUGGACGAUCAAUGGCACAGUUGAGCUCAUUUCAGCAGGCCAGCAUCAGGGUGUCAUGAUCCUUAUUGUUCCUCAGGGUGAUCAUGCCAUACGGCUAGGGAAUGAUGCUAGUGUCAGGCAGGUGGUGCAGGUUGAGAAGGGCUCAGAGUAUGCUAUCACAUUCAGCGCUGCCCGGACAUGUGCACAGCUGGAGUCACUGAAUGUGUCCGUGCUAGGUGGUGCAUCACAGACGGUGGACUUGCAGACAUUGUACAACAUUGAAGGCUGGGAUGCAUAUGCGCUGGCUUUUCAGGCAACGGAAGAGCAGGCACAUCUUCAAUUCAUGAACCCUGGCAUGGAGGAUGAUCCGACUUGUGGGCCUAUCGUUGACAACAUUGCUGUCAAGAAGCUGUUCACUCCAGACAAACCAAAGGAUAAUGUGGUGGUCAAUGGUGACUUUGAGGAGGGUCCGUGGAUGUUUCCAAACACGAGCUUCGGAGUGCUGCUCCCAACCAACCUGGACGAACAUACUUCUGCCUUACCUGGCUGGAUGAUCGAGUCAAACCGUGCAGUGCGCUACAUCGACUCUGAUGAAUACAGGGUUCCCCAGGGGAAACGGGCCAUUGAGCUUCUGUCGGGCAAGGAGGGCAUCGUCUCCCAGAUGGUUGAGACCACCCCUCAGAAGGUGUACAGCCUGACGUUCACGCUGGGAUCGGCGGGGGAUUCAUGCCAGCCACCGAUGGCCGUCAUGGCUUUUGCAGGCGACCAGGCCCAGAACUUCCACUACUCACCGAUGGGCAACGCCACCAGCCAGGCCGCGAACGUGACAUUCACGGCGCGGGCCGAGAGGACGCGCGUGGCGUUCUACAGCGUGUACUACAGCACGAGGAGCGACGACCACAGCUCGCUGUGCGGGCCGGUGAUCGACGACGUCCGCGUCUGGGCCUUGAACGCGGCUGCUGGGUUGAAGGCAAGUCUUGGGCUGCUGCUUGCCGUUGUUGGUGUCGUUGGGUUGGUGCUGUUCUAAAUUUCUCUGUGGCUAUGGUCUGAGUAUUGUCAAGGAUGCAUAACCUCUUCUGUAAGUCUGAGGAGGCUAGUAGUUUUGGUAGUGAGCUUGGAGUUUGUACCUGGUUGAGUAAUGUGAGCUUGGGCUAAAGCUACCAGAACAUAUAUGUGGUUGCUUCUGUUACUUCCUCUGUGAUCCAGGAAGUGACAUGCAAUUAUAUGGGAUUGCGUGGUCGGUGUGCCAAGAGCUUGUAAUGUGAGAUGUCAGAAUUGAUCCAAGUUCAUCUCUUUAAUGUAUUAGAAAUUUGAAGGGCUCGUCUGCUUU